Pieris macdunnoughi is the source of this 4578-nucleotide messenger RNA. The record is from the annotation of a GenBank genome assembly. NCBI's taxonomy places the organism in Eukaryota, Metazoa, Arthropoda, Insecta, Lepidoptera, Pieridae.
AUGCAAUCCCCUUCACCUCGACUGCGCCACUACAGGACUAUGACGGCAAUAUGUUUCGUUUGCAAUCUACCAAUCCUUUCCCACCAAGUGGGCCUGGUUUGGGCUGGAGGCAACGGAUGGGACGAGCUCACACGCUCUACUCUAGAAGAAACCACGCUGAGGCAGAGGUUAGGCAAUCGAAGAGACUCCGCAGCUCAAGUCUCAUGCUUGUCUCCACCGGAACCCGACGCAGCGGAUCAACCAAGAGGUGGCCCUCGUCGCCGUCGUUCAUCCCUAGCACAACUGACCGAUAUUUUACGCGAAUGGGGUGGAGGAGGAAGCAAUGCCCCAAGAAGACAAAGGGCACCCUUAUCACGACGGGAAACAUUAGCAGACCUUGCUCGGUCACUACCCUGGGCCCGCCACGAGCCUCCACUUCGCAGACGUCGAGAUUCUUCAGCAGAUUCAGGGAUCAAGUCAAUGGCUUCCAAACGUCGCGACUCAAAAGUUGCUCACCAAGACUUCCGUUCAGACAAUCCCCCUUGUUUUGAAAGAAAAGAUUCCACCACAAUUAUACCUUCCCGAGAGCGGCGAAUCAGACGUCGCGGCUCCGGAGAUGACAAAGAGCGUAGGGAUUCAGUAGAUGGAUAUAGACAUAGAAGAGAUUCCGUGGUGGCUCCACCUCCAAGAAUUGUUGCCACACAUAAAAAAAGAAGACCAUCCCCACCAAUGCAGGCACCACCCUCAUUUGUCGAUGCUUCUUCAGAUCCCGGGCCAUCUCACGUACCAGCAGUAACUAUAGUAACAGUGCAUGAGCCAAGUCGAUCUGAUGGUGAAUGCCCACCGGUAACAAUGCCAACUAUCAUAACCUCCGCGGUGACGCCAUCACCAACAUCACCUACUGUCCCCAGUGUCAACACAGCUACGACUCAAGCUUCUCCCACGCCAUCUGUCAACCAAGUCAGUCAAGGUACGCAAGAAUGCCAAACAAUUCAAAAUACACAAACAACUCCGGGGGGAAGGAGUCCUCCUAAUUUAGGAGGACGCCGUGACUCAACAACUCAAUGUGGUCGUACAAGAAGAGACUCACGUGCCGCUGCUAGCCCAGAACGCCGGCUAGGUCGAUUACAAAGGCAAGCAACUGCAUUUGAUGAUCCCAUUGGCCCACCUGGAACAAGGCGGCCUUCUCUAGAGCCAGAUGAUGCUGGAAGAGCUCGCCGUGACUCCUUAAGUCCCGAUUCUGCCGUAAGGUCAAGACGUGAAAGAAAUCAGCUUAGCCCUGACCGGGCUGGUGGCGGUGAAUUAAGCCCAUCAGCAGCACGAAGACGAAGUCGAUUGAGAAGACAAGCCUCUUGUGCUAGAAUGGGACGUGCUAGAAGCCCAGAGUCUAGUUCAUGUUCUAGUCGUGAUCCUAGCCCUUGUGCAAGGCCCCCUGAAAAAACGAUUUUUAGAAGACAAUCAACAACUGAAGAGAUAUUAAUAGCUAGAGGCUUUCGUCGUCAAUCUACCACGGAGGAAAUGAUACGGUGUCGUAACUUUAGGCGGCAAAGUUCCCAAAGUGAUGAUGCCUGCAUGCGCGCUAGAGGUCGCCGCGAUUCUUCGACUCAAAUAUUAGAUGGCACCAUUGGAACCAUGACUGUUGAAACAACUAGCACUUUUUUCGAUUCAAGCACACAAACUGAACCUUCCCCGCUGUAUGACAACAACCAUUACCACGAGGAAUGUCUGCGUUGCAACUCCUGUGGAUUAAACCUCACUGGACCCAAUCAGAAACGUGCGAGGCGGUUCAAGAAUCAUAUACUUUGCGAUCUGCACUUCGCAGACGUAGCGCUGAUGGAGUGUAGCGACUUUAUGCAACAGCUUCGCAGCUUCAAACCCCAGUCACUGGGCUGCGCAGUCGCCAGGCGGAAGUCUUCCACCACAUUAAUAUUCCCUCUUCCGCCGCAGGCGUGCUCAGAUGAAUUCUGUGAAGAAUAUCCACAUAACUUGAUACCAACGCCUGGCUACUGGAUCGAGUGUUCAAGGCAGAAGAUCGCGACAGACACGAUAUGGGACGAAUCCGAAUCAGAUCACGAUAGUGGACCAGACAGAGAAAAUGAAAAUGACCGUUACCGAAGAUCCGGUUCCCUUGACGAAGCGGCGGAAGACAGUGACAAUGGCGGAAGUACGCCCAAAAAGAAAACCGCGAUCGAGGAACAAUGGGAGAGAUCGGGAGGCUUCGAACUGACCUCCGUGGAACAGGAGACAUAUGAAAAGUACUUUUAUGGAACUGAACACUGGAACUACUUCACAAAUGAUGAAGAUCUUGGACCUGUGAUAUUGUCUAUUAAGCAAGAAACUCUGAACAACAGGGAUCAGUUUAGGAUUUUAGUUCGAGCGAUAAGUUACACAGUGCAUGGUUUGAUCCCAGCAUCAUGUGUGUUCGCGGACCGGUACAAUCGCGAAGAAGUGGUGAGGUCUCUCGGCAAGGAGGUUAAUAUAAACCCACCGCUUAUGCUGGGACAGCUGCCCGACACACCUGAGGAAUUACUGAAGCUUGAUCAGGUAUUCAUCAAGUCGGAGCUAAAAGUCGGUGUUAUUUACGUCAAAGAGAACCAGUACACUGAAGAGGAAAUAUUAGACAAUAAUGAAAAUUCGCCGCUCUUCGAGGAGUUCCUACAAGUGCUUGGUGAAAAAGUACGAUUAAAAGGUUUUGACAGAUAUAAAGGUGGUUUGGACACUGUACACGAUUUGACUGGACUAUACUCAGUGUACACUAACUGGCGAAGCAUAGAAAUAAUGUUUCAUGUGUCAACACUGUUGCCAUAUGAAAGGCACGAUCCUCAAAAGUUACAAAGAAAACGGCAUAUUGGGAACGAUAUUGUAUGCGUCGUGUUCCUCGAAGCUGAUAACACUGCGUUCUCGCCUGCUUGUAUUAAAAGUCAUUUUCUGCAUACGUUUAUUUUAGUACGAGUGGCAACGAAAUCGAAAAAGCGACCAACAAGAUAUGAAGUUUCCGUCGUCACUCGUGAUGAAGUGGGUGCCUAUAAGCCUUACUUGUGGGAGCAGAGCGUCUUCGACAAAGGACCUAUGUUCAGGGAAUGGCUAUUAACGAAAAUCGUGAACGGUGAACGAGCGUCCUACUCAGCUCCGAAGUUCGCGAGGAUGCAGGAACGCACGCGCAGCCAAAUGUUAGAAGACAUUGUUGCUAAUCUUCAGAACCACGCCGAGACCGGACAAAUACCUAAACCUUAUAGACGUGGAUCAUGGCGUCCAAUAGGCCACAUGCGGCCUUCGUCACCAUUACUGGAUUCCGUACGGGAUCAGUUUGAAGACUACGAUCAGUUGGCUAAAGAUUUCACUAGAGUAUUUCUUAAUAAUGAACUGAAUACAGCACAGAACGCACAAUUGUUUGACGUUGUGUUCCUCGUGGGACAGUCGAAGCAGAAGACGCGGUUUAUUGGAGUAAGGGCUAUUCUUGGAGUAAGGAGUCGAGUGUUCCAAGAAAUGCUGUACGGCAUCCAAACGGGUUUCGGUUCCCCUCAAGUUCCGGUGGCGGAGCUCUUGUCUCGACCCGCUCCAACCCUGCUCUCCCCUACGCCGGCUAAACAGAAAAGCAGCAACUUUUUACAAGUACCAGACAUUGAGUCACCCAGACCAAAAAGUGUACCAAGUUCUCCGAUGGUGAAGCGCGCAUUUUCCCGCCUCGGGACCAUAACAGCAGGAUGGGGCAGAUCCAUCAGAAAACAACAUUCGCAACUUAACGCAGAUGAUAAGAAGAAGUGGGCCAGUUCGCAAGAUUGUUCCAAUAAAGAGAAUAAAGAAAGGGAGAAAGAGAAGAACGCAGCUUUAGCCGUGCCAAGGUUAUCAGUAUGCGCAGAUGCGCAAAAAGUCGAUCGCGCCAAAUUAGCUCAGACUGAGUUCUCCAUAAUAGAAUUCGACCCUGAAACAUUCCGUAUCCUCUUGGACUACUUACACACGGGCAGCUGUCCUCUCACCUGCGCAUCCAUUCCGGGACUCAUAUGUGCAGCUGAGCAUUACGACUUACCAGAACUGCUGCAGGCCUGCUUCCACCACGCCAAGCAAUUUCUGAGGAUAGAAGUGGUGUGCACAAUGCUUAUAUCUCUAGAAAAUUACUACUGGAGAUACACAUCCGCCUCGGAACUAGUAAAUAUGAUACUUGCAUUCAUAGAACAACGCGCCUACGCCUUAUUCCAGACACCAGAGUUCCUAAACCUCUCAGAAUCAAUGGUCCAAAUGAUAAUGUGCAGAAAUCUCGAAGUACCCGAGGUCCGCAAAUUUGAGGCCAUGCUCAGUUGGGCGAGAAACAAAAUCAAAUCGAAAUCUGCCAACAAGACUGACGCCAAAAAUGAAUUCAAAUGCAUCAUGGAGCGGUUAGCGAGGGAUCUGAAGCUGUACAGAAUAUCACCACAGGAGUUGAUCAAAGUGGUGCUUCCUUCAAAAGCUAUCAAGAACGAAAGAAUCCUGGAGACACUAAUGUACCAAGCAAAUUCCGGGAUGUAUAGGAUCCAAGAGGAUUAUAUAGAGGCCUGCCAGCAACGUAUUCAGAAGCAAGACUCUAGAUUUUCCGAAUUCGAGAGUUUUGACUACGGCAUAUAA